This is a messenger RNA of Staurois parvus, 628 nucleotides long. Lineage: Eukaryota; Metazoa; Chordata; Amphibia; Anura; Ranidae. The record is from the annotation of a GenBank genome assembly.
AUGGGGCUCCUGUGGAUGGUGGGACUCUGGACAUUCCUCCAAUGUGGAUACGCUGAGGCUCCUCCCAAGGGGCCCCGAGACAUGACCAUGAGAGACUGCUCUGCAAAUCCUCCGUAUAUUCCACCCACUGUAAAGGUUUCCACAGAAGAUUUGAUCCAAGCUCCGCCAGGAAAUGAGAAACCACAACAUCAGUGCUUACAUCAUCCCGCCAACUGACCCCCACCUGGGGGAGUACACUGCAAACCGGGAAAAGCGAAGACAAUGGCUGACUGGAUUCACUGGAUCUUCAGGCACAGCUGCGGUGACUUUGACCAGAGCAGCCGUAUUCACCGACAGCCGGUACUGGACCCAGGCUGAGCGCCAGAUGGACUGCAACUGGGAGCUGCAACAGACGUUGUCAGCUCCGGCCGUCGUGUCCUGGAUCCUGGAAGAGGUGAAGAUUGGAGAAGUAGUUGGCUUUGAUCCUUUUCUCUUAUCGAUCAGUGAAUGGGAAUCGUACAACCAUGAAUUUGAAGAUUCUGGAAGAACUCUGCAAUCAGUAACCACCAAUCUGGUGGAUGUUGUGUGGGGGAACCAGCGCCCCCCUCUGCCCGAAAGUGAAAUAUAUUCAGUACCUGAUGACUUUGUG